Molecule: messenger RNA, 1905 nt
Organism: Aspergillus steynii IBT 23096
Lineage: Eukaryota; Fungi; Ascomycota; Eurotiomycetes; Eurotiales; Aspergillaceae
Product: putative monooxygenase
Exons: 6
Coding region: 1-1905 (634 amino acids)
Biological process (GO): 3-(3-hydroxy)phenylpropionate catabolic process
Molecular function (GO): FAD binding; 3-(3-hydroxyphenyl)propionate hydroxylase activity
Source: RefSeq, a predicted model, not a curated record
AUGUCGACCGAAAAGUCAUGGGAGACAACGGAUGUUCUUAUUUGUGGCUGCGGCCCAACAGGAGCAAUGCUUUCUGGCUACUUAGACCGACUGGGCGUUUCUAACAUUAUAUUAGACAGAGAAGCCCAGAUCACGACUGAUCCGAGGGGAAUAGUUCUUGACGAUGACGGGAUACGGUAUCUACAAGGUCUAGGUCUUUAUCAACAUGUGUUUACCGACAUAGGAUCUUGUCUGUGUUCCUAUUCAUUCGGCGUGGGAAAGGUCCUCUUCAUAGGGGGCGAUCACUCGGAUCUCAGCACGAAGCCUCUCUUCUCUUUUGAUACUGCGUCGACGAAGGGGUAUACCGGUCAUGCUUGGAUGAUCACCCAUAAGCAGCCUACUCUGGAGAAGCAUCUUCGAUCUGUCAUUGAUGGCUCUCGGUUUUCCUCGUUGAGAACUGGUUGCACGCUAAACUCGAUUCGAGAAGAUGGGGACUGGGUGUACGCAUCUUAUCUUGAUCCAACUGGAAUUGAAAGAUAUGUGCGCGCUCGUUUCCUGGCCGGAGCUGAUGGUAAGACGGGUUUUGUCCGUAAGAACUACUUAGAGCCUCGUGGGGUUAGCAUGGAGUGGGCUGAACACAGUCGUUACGAGGAAACCUGGGUCGCGAUGAACUGGAAAAUAAGUUUACCCACGAGAGAAACGCAUCCUGAUUUCCCAUUAUGGCAACUGGGCUACACAUCCGAGGAGGUUUACGAUCUAUUCUUUCCCUCCGACUUUCGGUUCCUUUGCAACCCUUCACGCGCUGCCGUGUGUACACGAUUUGGGUCAGUCAGGGAUCGAUUGUGGCGAUUUGAAUUUGUCGUUCAAUCUGGAGAGGACCCUGAAGAGAUGGCGACGGAGAACAUGGUCAGAGAAGUGGUUCUGCCCUAUCUACGACACCGUGGGAGUCGAUAUGGACUCACCGAGGACGUCGAGUUCCCAGAGGACUGCAUUCGUACCCUUCGCUCACGACCUUUCCGGUUCGCUGCGCGACUAUGUAACAAAUGGGCCCUCGGUCGGGUCAUCUUGUGCGGCGAUGCUGCGCAUGUCUUCCCUCCAUUUGGCGGCCAAGGCAUCGCAUCCGGAUUUCGCGACGCCAUCGGCCUCGCCUGGCGUCUUGCCAUGAUCAUGCAAUCCCCGGCGACUCAGAAGCAUCACGAAAAACAUCUAGAAGGAUGGUACAUCGAGCGUCAACAGCAGUUCCAAACAUCUUUAAACACCACUCUGCGAAACGGACAGCUCGUCAACAGUACAAACCCAUUGCAGAACUUCAUCCGCGACUGGGCUCUCUGGGGGAUGCGCUUCAUCCCAAGUCUCGAUUACCGAUUGCAACUCGGUCCGAGACUUGAAGGUCCUGUCCAGUAUUCCCAUGUGGAUGGAAUGCCGUUUUUGUCUGAAUUUGGUGGUGGGGUGUAUUUUCCGCAGGUAUACUGUGUGAGGCUUGGAGAUCGAAUGAGGGAUCUCUGUUUCACGGAUGAUGUGGUUUUUGCAAGAGGGAAAAACAAGCUAUUUCAGGUUGUGGUGUUGCUGGAUUCAGUGGAAACAUGUUCAUCGGCAAUGAGAGACCUUGAAAAGAUUGACCGCAUUAGUGGUGGUCACUUGAGCACGGAAGAGUCGACGCUGCUCGCUCCGGUGUCUACAGCGGGCGUUUCAAACAUUGACCAUCCAGUGUUCCGAGCCGCCACAGCAGAAGAGUUCGCGGAAUCUGAGCUGUGCGCUGGAAGACCUGCGCCACGCGAUUACGAUGAGUCUCAGAUGUGGCGGAUGUUCAAGUCGAAACGGUACGUGAUCGUAAGACCCGAUCGUUUUGUCUAUGCAGCCUGUGCUACGAAGACCGAAUUGGAGCAAGCUGCACGGAAACUCGCCAAGUUGUUCCCUCUGGAAUGA